Molecule: messenger RNA, 1034 nt
Organism: Neogale vison (American mink)
Lineage: Eukaryota; Metazoa; Chordata; Mammalia; Carnivora; Mustelidae
Gene: RBM24
Product: RNA binding motif protein 24
Exons: 4
Coding region: 510-1034 (174 amino acids)
Cellular component (GO): cytosol
Molecular function (GO): mRNA 3'-UTR binding
Source: RefSeq, a predicted model, not a curated record
AGCGCCCUGCGGUGUCGGGGGAACAGGCGGAGCGGGGGUGGAAGGAGAGCACUAACCACUGCUGGAUUUGCGGGUGCGCAGGGCUGGGAGGGAGGGGCCGCAGCCCCUCGGAAUCGCACUCCGGGGUGGGAGGCCGGUGGUUAAGCGCGCUGUUGCUUUGUAAAAAUGCGUGUUGUCUUCAGGCGUUCUGGCUGGGGCGGGGAGGGGACACCCCAGGAGGUCUAGAGCUCUACUCCUUAUGCCAUCCCCCCACUUUUUUUUUUUUUUUUUAAAUUGCAAAGAUGGAUUCUUUAAAAAGAUGAUUCUCUGGCUCUUUGCUGAACUGAAAGAGAGCAUAUUAAGCCUCCUGGGGAUUUAAGCGUGCAAAUUCUGCUGCCGGAGAGCCGGGAGCUCCAGAGUAGGACAAUAGCUAUUGUCGUUAGGGAGUGCUUGCUGAUGGUUGGGAGCACGGGGCGGAUGUGAGGCUGGACUUUCUUUAAAGCAAACGGUGCCUCUUAGACUGGGUCACCAUGGCUGACCGAGCUGCUGCUGAGAGAGCCUGCAAGGACCCGAACCCCAUCAUUGAUGGCAGGAAAGCCAAUGUGAAUCUGGCAUACUUGGGCGCAAAACCAAGGAUCAUGCAACCAGGUUUUGCCUUCGGUGUUCAACAGCUUCAUCCAGCCCUCAUACAAAGACCUUUUGGGAUCCCCGCCCACUACGUGUACCCGCAGGCGUUCGUGCAGCCCGGCGUGGUCAUCCCGCACGUGCAGCCCACGGCCGCCGCCGCCUCCACCACGCCGUACAUCGACUACACGGGCGCCGCCUACGCCCAGUACUCGGCGGCCGCCGCCGCCGCCGCCGCCGCCGCCGCCUACGACCAGUACCCGUACGCCGCCUCCCCGGCCGCCGCCGGCUACGUCACCGCGGGGGGCUACGGCUACGCCGUGCAGCAGCCAAUCACCGCCGCCGCCCCCGGGACGGCCGCCGCCGCCGCCGCCGCCGCCGCCUUCGGCCAGUACCAGCCGCAGCAGCUGCAGACCGACCGCAUGCAGUAG